Molecule: messenger RNA, 1653 nt
Organism: Lycium barbarum (goji berry)
Lineage: Eukaryota; Viridiplantae; Streptophyta; Magnoliopsida; Solanales; Solanaceae
Product: 8-hydroxygeraniol oxidoreductase-like
Exons: 8
Coding region: 196-1332 (378 amino acids)
Biological process (GO): formaldehyde catabolic process
Cellular component (GO): cytosol
Molecular function (GO): S-(hydroxymethyl)glutathione dehydrogenase [NAD(P)+] activity; zinc ion binding
Source: RefSeq, a predicted model, not a curated record
UAAUUAAAAAAAUAAAUGAGAGGAUCAUAAUAUUCUAUUCAUUUUGCAAGGGCCCUCCUUCAUUAAUUUCGACUGAAACAUUUUCUCGUUUUCCUUUUCACUCCCGCUACUUGAGCUAAAGUUCGUCCGAUCAGUCAAACUUAAGCUACUUCCAUCGUUUUCUGAGUCCAGUAAACUUAAAGGGAGAAAUUUACCAUGGAUUUAAGCAACCCAAAGGUCAUCACAUGCAAAGCUGCAGUAGUAUGGAAGGAAGGGGAGAGGUUAAAGAUGGAAGAGAUAAAAGUGGAUCCACCAAAAUCAAAUGAAGUUCGGAUUAAGAUGCUCUUUGCAAGUUUGUGCCACACUGACAUUCUCUGUUCCAAAGGCUUUUCCAUUCCUUUAUUUCCUCGAGUUCUUGGACAUGAAGGAGUUGGCAUGAUAGAAAGUGUGGGAGAAAAUGUGACAAACGUAAAAGAAGGAGAUAUAGUGAUGCCACUUUACCUAGGAGAAUGCAAAGAAUGCCCAAACUGCAAGUCAGGAAGGACCAAUCUAUGUCACAAAUAUCCAAUGGACUUGUCUGGUCUAAUGCUUGAUGGGACAUCAAGAAUGUCCAUUAAUGGAGGACAGCAAUUGAUAUACCAUAGUCUUAGUUGCUCUACUUGGUCAGAAUAUACAGUUAUUAAUGCCAACUACGCGGUCAAGGUUGAUCCCCAGAAGAUUCCGCUUCCACAUGCCAGCUUGCUUUGUUGUGGAUUUACAACAGGUUAUGGAGCAGCAUGGAGAGAAGUUCAUGUUGGAAAGGGCUCAACUGUUGCUGUACUAGGUCUUGGUGCUGUUGGACUUGGAGUGGUAGAUGGAGCUCGAAGUCAAGGGGCAGUCAAAAUAAUUGGUGUUGAUAUAAACGAAUUGAGACGAGGAAAAGGAGAAGCCUUUGGAAUGACGGACUUCAUUAACCCUAAAGAUUGCAAGACAUCAAUUUCAGACAUGAUAAAAGAUGUUACUGGAGGCUUAGGUGUUGAUUAUGUUUUUGAAUGUACUGGGAUUCCAUCCAUGCUUAAUGAAGCCAUUGAAGCCUCAAAAUUGGGAAUGGGGACAAUUGUUCUAAUUGGUGCAGGAAAUGGGAUAAGUAGGGAAUUCAACUUGAUUCCCUUAUUAUGUGGUCGAACAAUGAAAGGUUCAAUCUAUGGUGGAAUAAGAGUUCACUCAGAUCUUCCUACUAUACUUCAUAGAUGCGCAAAUAAGGAGAUUCAAUUAGAUGAGCUUAUAACUCACCAAAUUUCGUUUACUGAAAUCAACCAAUCAUUUGAGUUAUUAAAAGACCCACAUUGCGUCAAGGUUCUUAUCAAGUUCUAAGAAAACCAAUUAUGAGUAUAUAUUACAAGAGAUUUGAAAAUGUCAUUUUCUUCAGUUCAAUUUAUACAACAACAACAUUCAAUUUCUUCAAUUCAAUUUAUAAGUGGCCAUAAGAGAUCAUUUCCUCUUUUUUAUGUGUUCGGUUUUCUCUAGGCAGUGGAAAUAAUGUUGAGUUAUAUGUGGUGUAAGUUUGAUCUCACUAUGAAUUCGACAGUAAAAGAAAAGAAGCAUUUUAAAACGAUAACAAGUUAAGCUCGCCACUUUUAUACUAAGGUGGGAUUUGAUGCAACCCUAUUUCAUAUUUCAUUUCAAUUUGGAUCA